This is a messenger RNA of Drosophila grimshawi, 1600 nucleotides long. RefSeq names its product damage-control phosphatase ARMT1. Gene Ontology annotation, molecular function: phosphatase activity. The transcript has 5 exons. The record is from RefSeq and is a predicted model, not a curated record. Gene Ontology annotation, cellular component: cytoplasm; nucleus. Gene Ontology annotation, biological process: DNA damage response. NCBI's taxonomy places the organism in Eukaryota, Metazoa, Arthropoda, Insecta, Diptera, Drosophilidae. The coding region runs from base 167 to 1477 and encodes 436 amino acids.
ACCACAUCUAGCGUGCCACUUUCAUGGUAACUUACAUUUCUACUGUUCGCGCCAACACUAAGAGGUAAAUUGCAUACCGUGGCAGUCACUUUGCAACAACAAACGGUGCAAUAAGUAAAUCACAGCUGAUAAGGUUGAAGCACGCAGAACGAAGUAAAGUGCAAAAAUGACCUUGACACAAGACGACUCUAAUUUUGAUGUAGAAAAUGGAAUUAUUGACGGUGAGGCUCCUCCACACACGCAGCUAGCAGCUAAAUACAAGCAGAGUUUUGCAUAUUACACGUUUCGUGUGCGGCUCCCUUCAACGCUACAAACAAUUGCCGACUCCCUGGCCAAGGAUAAGGAUGAAUUACUGGCAACGUAUGGAGCGGAUGCAGAUAUCGAUCAAACAGCUGCUGCAGUUUUGGAACUGCGCUCAAAUAUUCUAAAGAACGGACCGUUACUGCCCUUCAAUGAUAAAGAUAGCGACGCUGACGAAUGGAAUUUAUUUCUGGAGAAACUGCCGAAAGAGAAUAGAACGUAUUUCGCUGCCUGUUGGCUUUACGCCGAGUGCUAUAUGUAUCGGAAAUUAUGGGCCAUAUUUAUAGCAUCGCGACUCGCUGGCCACGACUAUUUCCGAAAGCAGAAACAAACGGCGGCGCAGCUCAGUUUUGAUGCCAUGCUGGCCGUUGCGAAAGGCACCCGAAAUAACGAACGCAUUGCGAGCACGUUCCAGAAGCUGAUGAAACUGAAUUUGUGGGGCAAUCGUUGUGAUCUGUCGAUUACGUCCGGCAAACAGGUGAAGCCAACGGGCGACGCUUUCCAUCAGGUAGACGAACUGAAUCCCAAUUUGCUUGUGGAUGCAACUGGCACCAUUUGGGAAUUAUUGGAUAAAUCAGAUGGCAAUGGCAUUGUGGAAUUUGUAUUCGAUAAUGCCGGUUAUGAGUUGUACACAGAUCUGAUCCUAGCCGAGUAUAUAAUCGAUAAGGGGCUGGCGCGAAAGGUACGCUUCAAUGCGAAAGCAAUUCCCUGGUUUAUAUCCGAUGUGAGGGCCGAGGACUAUCACUGGACAAUCCAGUUUUUGAUUGGACAAUCUGAUCCGAUGCUCAGUGAGCUGGGCAAGAAAUUUAAACGUUUGACGGAUGAGGGCAAAUUCGAAUUGGCUCCCCUCGAGCACUUUUGGUCAGGUCCCUACGAGUUUUAUCGCAUGGCUGAAGUGCAGCCGGAACUUUAUAAGCGCCUCUCGCAGGCACAGUUGGUUAUACUCAAAGGAGAUCUAAACUAUCGCAAACUACUCGGAGAUUACAGUUGGCAUAGCACCGAAUCAUUGGAAAUCUGUCUGCGUGGCUUUAGACCCACAAAUCUUUGCACGCUGCGCACCAUCAAAGCGGACCUGGUUUGUGGUUUGCCGCAGGGUAAAUCGGAGGAACUCUUUGCGAAGGACAAGGAAUGGAUGCUCACUGGCGAAUAUGGCACUAUUGAGUUUGCCCCCAAGUGAAUACAAUUGAGACAACCAAUAUCUGGACCCUUGGAGAUACUAGAUUAAUUGUUGCGAUUUUAAGCUUAGCUAAAUUGUUUAACUAGUUUUUCACUGUUAAAAUAAAAGCACAUGCCGUAUAAA